ACAAUCGUUCAUUAUUUGCUGAUUGGGAAAGCACAAUGUUCAAGAUGAGGUUCAGGUGUCAAAUUGUUAUUAUAACUUGUGCUGUACUGAUGACAGCUGAUGCUCGGGCGAAUAUAGAUAAUGUAUAUAUGGCACGUGCUUUGAAUAGUGAUGAUACAGCGAUUAAUGUUACAAGUGAUACGAUUGUUGUAAGCCCGAAUUAUGGCAGUGAUCAAUAUGCAAGGACAAUGAAAUCACCUCAGUUUCAAAAGUAUGUAUUCAGACCGCGGGCGAUUGUGAAAAAUGAACCGACAGAAAAAAGCGUUUUCUACGCUCGAGAUAACGUGAACAAAUAUAAAACUGAAAUUCUUUUCCCUGGUAAUUAUUUUGCAAUUGCCAAAGAGAAGAGCGAUGAGAAUCCUAAGGAAUCUGCGUAUAAUCCAUUGAAUGGCGGUGCUUUUAUACCACAAGCUAUACCUUUGUUAAGGGCGCAGAGCUUCGAAGGCAGGUCAUUGGAUGGUGAGGACGAAAUCGAAAAACCCGAAGGAUUCACGGAACAGUCUGCAUCCAGGAGAUCAUUAUCGUACAUCUUUGGAAAUGGCGCAGAAGAAGAGGAAGUUGAAGAAGAAGACGAAGAAAAUGAUAUAGAUGAAGAAGGAGACUCAGAAAAGUCAAAACUCAAGCGCAAAAGGAAGAGGAAAGGAAAUCAAAAUAAAGGAAUUAGGCCCUACUCGAAAUACAUGAUGCCUCUAUUGCUGGCGUACAAAAUGAAAUAUUUUGCAUUGGUUCCCGUUUUACUUGGAGGUCUUUUACUAUUAGUAGGAUCGACAGGAAUUGCUGGAUUCUUUUUUGCAUUAUUUGCAGCAAGUAUGGCCUUACAGAAAGGAGCGUUUUAAAUGUAAAAGUCGACGAUAUCAAAGAUGCCAUCAGUUAAAAUUAAUUUUCCUGUCAACGUAGCACUGUUUCUGUGA
Messenger RNA from Leptidea sinapis, 950 nucleotides. RefSeq lists its product as uncharacterized. The record is from RefSeq and is a predicted model, not a curated record. The transcript is spliced from 2 exons. NCBI's taxonomy places the organism in Eukaryota, Metazoa, Arthropoda, Insecta, Lepidoptera, Pieridae. The coding region runs from base 36 to 875 and encodes 279 amino acids.